GACCUGUCAAACGGUACGAUUUUUGAAAGCUCCUCAUACACAAACAGAAGGCCGUCGGAAUUUAGCGCAUUUUUUCUUGUUUUCAUCACCGUUCCUACCGAGCGAGCGUCUCGGUUGCGUGAAAAACGAACCAUUUCCCAUUGGCAGGCUUGAGUGGCAAGCCGUCGAACGGUAGAAUCGCAGCCCCAGGAUGCCCAGAGGUAUCAUCACGCUCCAGCUGGGCCAGUGCGGCAACCAGAUUGGGUUCGAAUUUUGGAAACGCCUUUGUCUCGAGCAUGGAAUCUCACCGUCGGGAAUGUUGCGCGAAUUUGCCAGCGAUGGCAUCGACCGGAAGGAUGUGUUUUUCUACCAGGCGGACGAUGACCACUACAUUCCCCGGGCGGUUCUGCUGGAUUUGGAACCGCGCGUAAUUCAUUCGAUCAUGGCCUCACCGUACGCCAAGCUGUACAAUCCGGAAAACAUUUACCUAUCCAAAGACGGAGGCGGUGCGGGUAAUAACUGGGCUUCCGGGUUUAGUCAGGGCGAAAAGCUGCACGAGGAAGUGUUUGACAUCAUCGACCGGGAAGCGGAUGGAAGCGACAGUCUGGAGGGAUUCGUCCUGUGUCACUCGAUCGCGGGUGGUACCGGCUCUGGCAUGGGCUCGUACAUCAUGGAGCGGCUGUCGGAUCACUUCCCCAAGAAGCUCAUCCAGACGUACAGUGUGUUUCCGAACCAGGACGAAAUCAGCGACGUUGUGGUGCAGCCGUACAACAGUCUACUGACCCUUCGUCGGCUGACCAGCUGUGCGGACUGCGUGGUCGUGCUGGACAAUACCGCACUGAACCGUAUCGCGACGGAUUGGCUUCAUCUGGAUAACCCCAGCUUCGCCCAGAUCAACACGCUCGUUUCCACCAUCAUGUCCGUCAGCACGACCACCCUUCGCUACCCAUCGUACAUGAACAACAAUCUGAUCGAGCUGAUUGCCCCACUGAUUCCGACUUCGCAGCUUCACUUCCUCAUGACCGGCUACACACCGCUCGCGACCGAAUCGGACACACAGUCGGUGCAGAAGACGACCGUGCUGGACGUGAUGCGGCGCUUGCUGCAGCCGAAGAACAUGAUGGUAUCGACCGGGCCGGACAAAACCAACCACCAUCGGUACAUCUCGAUACUGAACAUCAUCCAGGGUGAGGUGAACCCGUCCCAGGUGCACCAAUCGAUUCAGCGAAUCCGGGAACGGAAGCUGGCCCAGUUCAUACCAUGGGGUCCGGCCAGCAUUCAGGUGGCCCUGUCACGCAGCAGCCCGUACGUGCAGAGCAGUCACCGGGUGACGGGGCUAAUGUUGGCCAAUCACACCAGCAUCUGCUCGCUGUUCGAGCGGGCCCUCGGCCAGUACGACAAGCUGCGCAAGCGAGGCGCCUUCCUGGACCAGUUCAAGCGGGAGGACAAAUUCAAGGACGAUCUGAGCGAGAUGGACGAAGCGCGCGAUGUGGUGGAUGCGCUCGUGCAGGAGUACGAGGUAGCCACCAAGGAGAACUAUCUGAGCUGGCAUGCGAACCGUGCAAAUGGCGGUGCCGGCACGAAUCCGUAAGAUUACUACAUUGCUUACAAGGAAGGUUUUUAAUUAUAUCGUUACUAGAUGAUGGCGUGUGGCGCGGAGAAGGGUAUUAAUAGAAUCGCAUAGCUAACGUUAGAUAGGCGGAAAUGGAGGAAACCAGGCUCUCUAGAGAGGAAAUGAAGAAUCUACAUAUUUGAGAAUCGAGACACAGAGUGUGAGCGUGAGUGAGCGAACGAGUAACAUGUAUAAGUAUUUGUGCCAAUAAAUCACACCAUUGGUAACACACUACACUA
This is a messenger RNA of Anopheles arabiensis, 1830 nucleotides long. RefSeq names its product tubulin gamma-1 chain-like. The record is from RefSeq and is a predicted model, not a curated record. Gene Ontology annotation, cellular component: spindle; microtubule; nucleus. The transcript has 3 exons. Lineage: Eukaryota; Metazoa; Arthropoda; Insecta; Diptera; Culicidae. Gene Ontology annotation, molecular function: structural constituent of cytoskeleton; GTP binding. Bases 191 to 1570 code for a protein of 459 amino acids. Gene Ontology annotation, biological process: mitotic sister chromatid segregation; microtubule nucleation; meiotic spindle organization.